CUGGGGGAAGGCGCACGGGAAGCUGGCGUUUGAUGGGGACAGAGCUUCGGUUUGGGAAGAGGAAAAAUGCUCUCGAGGGGAUGGUGGUGAUGGUCGCCCAAUGACUGGGCUUGUGGGCACCCAGACCACUAAGAGUCAGCUUCUCACCUGUGACAGGUCGCUGAGGGGAAGAGCAGAAGGGCUGGACCAUCCUGGAGACACCAAACAUCAUCCACACCAGGUGCUCAUUGGUUGGCAGGCUGACCUUUGACACAUGGGGUCUGGAAGGCACGCCCACAGCCCUGGCCACACAGCUGCUGGCUUUGGACUCAGUUGAGAAGAACGAUUUGGUUAACACACAGGCGACAGUACAAUGUCGAUCUCUGAUCGCCUUCCCGAUUACCCGGUCAACUCAGAUUUCGUAAGGAAAUUAAAGUCAGCCCUGGAAGGCAAGGAUGAGGCGAGACUGAGGGACUUGAUCUGCGCUGACGUUCGGCACGUGGACGCCGUGAUAGAACUGGCCAACGACGACUGGAUGAAGGACCCCUCCGCCCCGCUGCCCCCCGGGGUGCUCGUAGGAGACCUGGAGCAUCUGAAGCCCCUCAUGGACAAGUUCUUCCAGGAUGCCAACGUGGUGUUUGAGAUCAAGAAGGACGAGAUGGUGUGGCAGGUGAAAUCCCCGGCCACGUUUGGCCUGUCAGGCCUGUGGACCCUGGAGUACCAGCGCGAGCUCACCACGCCCCUGUGCAUCGCCGCGGCCCAGGGCCACACAGCCUGCGUGCGCCACCUGCUCGGCCGCGGCGCCGACCCCGACGCCAGCCCCGGCGGCCGCGGCGCCCUGCACGAGGCCUGCCUGGGGGGCCACACGGCCUGCGCCCGGCUGCUGCUGCAGCACCGCGCCGACCCCGACCUGCUCAGCGCCGAGGGCCUGGCGCCCCUACACCUCUGCCGCACGGCCGCCUCGCUCGGGUGCGCGCAGGCGCUGCUGGAACACGGUGCCUCAGUGCGACUGGAGGGCGGCGCCGGCCGGGACACGCCCCUGCACGUGGCUGCGCAGCGCUGCCUGGACGAGCACGCGCGCCUCUACCUGAACUACGGGGCACACGUGGACGCCAGGAACGGCCGCGGUGAGACGGCCCUGAGCGCGGCGUGUGGCGCGGCCCUGCGGCCCGACGAGCACGCGCGCUGCCUUCGCGCCGCCCUGGACUACGGGGGCGCGUCGCCGCUGGCCCGCGUGCUGCAGACAGCCGCCUGCGCGCCCGAGGCCGAGCCGCAGCUCACGGUGCAGGAGCUGCUCAACCACGGCUCCCCCACCGUGUGGCCCGACGCCUUCCCCAAGGUGCUGAAGAGCUGCGCCGCGGUCCCUGCGGUCAUCGAGGUUCUUUUCAACUCCUACCCUCAGCUCCGCGUCUCUGAGUCCUGGAAGGAGGUGAUCCCCGAAGAAGUGUUUCAGAUGCACCAGGCUUUCUACUGGUCCCUCUUCGCCUUGGCGCACACGCCCCGCUGUCUGCAGCAUCUCUGCCGCUGCACCAUCCGGAAAUCGUUUGGCAGAAAGUGCUUUUCCCUCGUGCCUCUGUUGCCCUUGCCGGAGACCCUGCAAAACUACCUGCUUCUGGAGCCAGAAGGGGUUCUGCACUGAAACCCAGCAUGUGGCCCAGGACACGGUGCUCUUCUGACGGGCCUUGGAUGGGACCUCCCACCCACCCAGUGCACAGACCUCACCCCGCCUCAGGCUCACCUGGGCGUGGAGUUGGUAAUAAAAGCCCUUUCUCCCUCUCUCAGG
Molecule: messenger RNA, 1762 nt
Organism: Odocoileus virginianus texanus
Lineage: Eukaryota; Metazoa; Chordata; Mammalia; Artiodactyla; Cervidae
Gene: ASB18
Product: ankyrin repeat and SOCS box containing 18
Biological process (GO): intracellular signal transduction
Molecular function (GO): protein binding
Source: RefSeq, a predicted model, not a curated record